Messenger RNA from Umbelopsis ramanniana AG, 1679 nucleotides. RefSeq lists its product as uncharacterized. Gene Ontology annotation, molecular function: oxidoreductase activity; heme binding. The record is from RefSeq and is a predicted model, not a curated record. Bases 72 to 1559 code for a protein of 495 amino acids. The transcript has 5 exons. Lineage: Eukaryota; Fungi; Mucoromycota; Umbelopsidomycetes; Umbelopsidales; Umbelopsidaceae.
CCGCCUUUUCACUUGUUCUUCACACUCUACCCCUUUUACCCUCCUCUAACUAAAUUCAAACCCCAUUUAUUAUGAAAACACUUACAUUACAAGAGGUAGCAAAGCAUAAUACCAAGGACGACUUGUGGAUCGUCAUUCACGGAAAAGUAUACGAUUUGACCAACUUCCUUCCAGAGCACCCUGGUGGUCCCAGAAUUAUCCUUAAAUACGCUGGCCAGGAUGCCACCGAUGCAUUUGACCCAAUCCAUCCUCCGGACAUCAUUGAUCGAUACUUGAGUGCCGAGGCAUGUAUGGGAGAAAUUAAUGAAGAAGAAUUGGAGGCAACCGAAAAGGUGGAAACCGAGGAACAAAUGCAGUCUAGAAUUGCCCAUGAGAACAAGCCUAACUUGGAAGAAAUGCUCAACUCAUUUGAUUUCGAAGGUGUCGCAAAGAGCGUCUUGAAACCCGAAGCCUGGGCUUAUUAUUCAUCUGGAGCUGACGAUGAGAUCACUUUGCGAGAGAACCACAAUGCUUUUCACCGACUUUGGCUCAAGCCUCGUGUGAUGGUGGAUGUUGAGAAAGUGGAUAUGUCAACUACUUUGCUGGGCACUAAGACAUCCAUGCCUUUGUACAUUACCGCCACUGCACUUGGAAAGCUUGGUCACCCCGAUGGUGAAAAGGUCUUGACCUUGGCAAGUGCCGAGCAAGAUAUUAUUCAAAUGAUUCCCACACUGGCGUCAUGUUCGUUCAACGAGCUGGUUGGCGCUAGAGCUCAAAACCAAACCCAAUGGUUCCAAUUGUAUGUCAACAAGGAUCGCGCCAUCACUGAAAAGCUCGUACGACAUGCUGAAGCUAGUGGCGUCAAGGGUCUUUUCAUCACUGUUGAUGCCCCACAACUAGGUCGCCGCGAGAAAGAUAUGCGUCAGAAGUACUCAGCCGAUGACCCGGAGCAAUUGAUUGAAUCAAAGGCCAAGGUUACUCGCUCACAAGGUGCUGCUAGAGCCAUCAGUACUUUCAUUGAUCCCUCGUUGAACUGGAACGACGUCAAGUGGUUUAGAUCGAUUACCAAGAUGCCUAUUCUGCUUAAGGGUGUACAGACUGCUGAGGAUGCCGUACUUGCCGCCCGUCAUGGAUGUCAAGGUAUUGUUUUGUCCAACCACGGAGGUCGCCAACUGGAUUUCGCUCCUUCUGGAAUUGAGAUCUUACCUGAAGUCAUGGAAGCCCUCAAGGCUGAAGGAUUGGACAAGAACUUUGAAGUUUACGUCGAUGGUGGUAUUCGCAGAGGCACUGAUAUCUUCAAGGCCAUCGCUCUCGGCGCCAAAGGUGUCGGUAUUGGCCGUCCAGCUCUGUACGCCAUGUCUUCCUAUGGCGUCGACGGUGUGGUCAAACUCGUUCAACUUCUCAAGGAUGAGCUUGAAAUGGUUAUGCGACUCAUGGGUACUCCCACCGUUGCUGAUAUUAAACCAGAAAUGAUUGAUAUGCGUAACAUCAAGAGCCAUUCCGGAUCUAUCCCCUCUGAUAAUUUGGCUCUUUCCGUCUACGAUUCCAUGAGAACUCGUAUUGGCGGUCCUAAGCUCUAAAUGUAAUGAUUCCCAUGAUGUAGAAUAGCCCUCAUUAUGCCCUGCUUAAAAAUAUUUAGGCAUAGAGGCAGCAGCGCAUAAACCAUUUGUUCUUUUAAGUUUCCAACCCCCAUGCAUGCG